This is a messenger RNA of Phodopus roborovskii (desert hamster), 2197 nucleotides long. It is a transcript of the gene Pced1b, whose product is annotated as PC-esterase domain containing 1B. Bases 624 to 1928 code for a protein of 434 amino acids. The record is from RefSeq and is a predicted model, not a curated record. NCBI's taxonomy places the organism in Eukaryota, Metazoa, Chordata, Mammalia, Rodentia, Cricetidae. The transcript has 2 exons.
AAGGAGACUGGAGAACUGGUGAGAGAGUCUUGAGAAAGACCAACUUUGAGGGAACUCCUGGGAGAGAACGAGAAACAAGCAUCGCCUAGGAUCUAGGGCAAGACAGGGCCCAGCAGUGCCAGUGACAGGGACUCCGGAGGGAGCUGCAGAAGUGCGGUCACCAGCUGCUGGGAAGGUCAAGAAUCGGCCUUUGAAAGGACGCCAAGUAGUCAGUGGUGAUUUACUGACAAAUGUCUUCGGGUUUGAUGCGAUUGGAAGCCAAGUUAAAGUCAGAGGAGUGAGUGGGAGGAGAGGACGGGACACAGGCUGUGCAAACAGCGCUUUAAAAAUGUGGCCUUGAAGACCAGGCAGUAGGACAGACCUGGAGGUGGAGCCAACAAAGUUACCUUUUUUUUUUUUUUUUUUUUUUUUUUUUUUGAAAGCAGUGAGAAAUUAGGAGGGUGGGAGCUAACCUUAGGACUAGUGACAGAAAUGCAGACUGCAGGGUUAGUCCACUCUGGGGAGAUACCUUGAGGAUGUAGAACACUCCCGGCGCGACUUGGCUGUUGGCCUGCCCCAGAAGGAGCAAUCCCCAAACCCAGCUUGUGCAAAAGAGGGAGCUAAGAGGCACCACGCUGGGCAUCAUGGUUCGCCUGUUGGCCUCAGAAGUUCAGCAGCUUCUCCACAACAAGUAUGUGGUCGUCCUUGGGGACUCUGUGCAUAGGGCGGUGUACAAGGACCUGGUGCUGCUGCUGCAGAAGGAUUGCCUGCUCACCCACAAGCAGCUCAGAACCAAGGGGGAGUUGACCUUUGAAAAAGACCAGCUGAUGAAGGGAGGCGAGCUGGAUACCCUUCACAACCGUACUGACUAUCGCGAGGUGCGCGAGUUCUGCUCCGACCAUCAUCUGGUGCGCUUCUAUUUCCUCACGCGCGUCUAUUCGGAGUACAUGGAGACAGUCCUAGAGGAGCUGCAGUCUGGCACGCAUGCUCCAGAUGUGAUCAUUAUGAACUCUUGCCUCUGGGAUGUCUCCAGGUAUGGGCGGAAUUCCUUGAGUAGCUACAGGCAGAACCUGGAGAACCUGUUUGGGCGCAUGGACCAGGUACUGCCCAAGUCAUGCCUGCUAGUGUGGAACACAGCCAUGCCUUUGGGUGACAAGAUCAAGGCAGCCUUCCUCCCGCAGAAGUGUAAGGGCCAGUACCGGAUCUCUGUAGCCACCCUGAAAAAAAGAGUGAGCCAAGCCAACUUCUACAGCCAUGCCGAAGCAACAAAGCGCUGCUUUGAUGUGCUGGACUUAAAUUUCCACUUCCGUCAAGCCAAGAAGCACCUGCAGGGAGAUGGGGUGCACUGGAAUGAGCAUGCACACCGUAGACUCUCCUACCUGCUGCUGGCCCACAUGGCCGAUGCCUGGGGGGUGGAGUUGCCCCACCGAGACCCUCCGUGGGAGCCUGAUCCUGUGACAUGGGAAAGUCCAGGCCUGGUAGAGGAAUGGCAGCCCCAGGCCAAUAGAGGUCCUCAGGCCUUUCCUCAGUCUUCACCCAUGCCUCUUCCUAGGCCACGCCCCCUAUUCCCACCUCCUGGCUUGCCCUUAAGGCCCCCACCCCUACUAGCAUGUCCCCUACCCCCGCCUCAGGCAAUACCCCCAUUGCCACUAUAUCCACAAGAUACCUAUUUUUCUUCAGACCAUAUUUUCCAGUCAGAUGAAUUCUAUAUUCAUCCCGAUGGCCCCCCACCUACCCACACAGGAUAUAACUUCGAGGGUGACUUUAGUUUUUAUCCCCAGCAACCACCCGUUCACAACUUCCGCCCACCCUGUUACCAGCGCCAUGCACCUGUAGUGCAUAGGGGUUUCCCAAGGCAUUUCACUCAUGCCCCCUAUACGCCCUGGAGAGAGAGGCCCAGGCGACCACAAAGACAUGCCCCACCCUGCCUAGAGUCAAGGCCUCAAUAGUCUUAAAUCCCUUUACCUCUGGAUAGGGCCAUGUGAUGUCGUUCAUUGUCACUGUCCACACACACUGACCUUGCUAACUUAAGCCCAGCUAGUCCUGUCUUGAACUUUGUUGGCUGUUAGAAACAAAGAAGAGUAAACUGGCCCAUUCCUGCUGCCUGAGGAGGUCUCUUCCCCUGAGUGACCAAGCAAGCCUUCUUACUACCUCCCCCUCGCUAUUCUUGUUGCCUUUUUGUAAAAAUAAAAUUGAAAUACAGAAAUUGUUUCCAAAA